AGGCAUUAAACGUCAUUUUUUGUGACUAUUUGGGCACACUCAUAAGAAAGAAGCGGCAAUAUUUGGCAUCAAAAUAAUUAAAAACAGAAGAAAAUUCGACUUGCUUUAAGCCUGACCAUGGAAACCAUAAACUUCAACGACUUUACUCACAUCGAACGCUACGAGAUAAUCAAGGAUUUCCUUGUAAAGAUGAAAAAAGCCGAUUUCACUAAGAACGCGCAAAAGUUUUUCAAGUAUUAUUUGCGGAAAUUCUAUAAAGUUCCCGAAAGCUUGGUAAACGAUAUUGUUUAUUGUCAGCGAGCCAUGAAAUCGUAUUUGUUGAUGCAUCAGACAAUUGUGAGUGUUUUUGCCCAACAGGCGGAUGCAGAUCCUGUUAUCAAGAACAACUAUAUAAAAGAGAUAGAAGACACGCUAGCCGAGCUAAAUGCAGAGUGCCAGUAUUUGGCUCUGAGCCUUCAAGAUGAUAUUGAUCGCUUUUGCUUGGUCUUCACGGAGCAGAAUCUGAGGCCGAAUGAGUUAAUAAUUAAGGACAUUGUGAGCGAGGCCAUUGUGCCGCUGAUCGUUGCCCCUCAGCUAUCUAUUAAACCCCAUUCCAUCGCGAAUCGACUGUCCGAGGGACAGUUGCUUAGCAAGUACUUCAUUGUUGAAGGAAGCAAUCCAGUUAAGGAUGAAUCUCCGCCAAUGAAACUACCUAAACAACCGCCUUCGUCCGAUUUCGCAACUAUAGGUGUGAAAGCCAGUCGCCAAAAUCUGCAGGAAGCCCUUAAACGGGCUCGCUCCCAAUCAAGACAGUCGGAACAGGGUAAGUCCGAUGAAAAGCCGGAAAGCACCAAGCAGAUUUUUAUGCGAUCUUUAGGCCUCUGCACCCAUAUGGAGCACACGAAGAUGGAAACAUCAAAAGUCCGUCCGCAGAAGCGUAAAACCAAACCCACUGAGAAAACCAAAUAAUCGUUGUUAACUUAGUAAUAAAUGGAAACAUCUGUUUUUGUUUCGUUUCCCCAUAA
Drosophila ananassae is the source of this 1004-nucleotide messenger RNA. RefSeq lists its product as uncharacterized. The transcript has 3 exons. The coding region runs from base 118 to 948 and encodes 276 amino acids. Lineage: Eukaryota; Metazoa; Arthropoda; Insecta; Diptera; Drosophilidae. The record is from RefSeq and is a predicted model, not a curated record.